AUGUCAGCUUGGUUGAAAUCUUAACACAUAUUAACCAAUUGUAGCGUAAAGAUGAUAUUUGUGCGUAACAGUCACUAAGUGUGUGUGUGUGUUACAAUCUUCGUCAUCUUCAGACAUGAUUCAUGCGGCUCAGUUUUCCUGUUGACAUUCCGGUGUUGAAAACAACGACGAACAACCGGCUGUGCAAACGCUGCAACACCACAGUAUUGGUGAAACGCUCGUUUGUGGCAAUGGUGCGCCAGUUUUUCGGGACUCUCGUCGAUCGUCGCCUUUCGAAGCGAACUGCCCGUGGUGACAGUUUUUCGCCAGAUGGCUUCCAGACAAGAGUCUCUCCAAAACCGUGGUACGUUAGGCGCUGGGCGCCUCCUCGUGGUGGCGCUGCUCGUGGCAACAUGCUUCGUUGGCAGUGGAUUGGCAUCACUGAACUGCAAAAUAUGUCACUCGAUCGGAAACUACGAGGAGUGUCUGCGCAGCCCGUCCGCCCCGUGUACGGCCUCGCUCGUCAACACGUCCCACCUGUUUCUGUCGUCCUCCAAUCCGACCCUGCGCAACGUAUCGUACCCCGGCCCAGUGCCGGAGUUCCAGUGCUUCCAGGUGAACUACACGGUUGGUGUGAUGUGGCACUACCAGAUGGGCUGCACGUACGCGACGACCAAAAUCUGCGAGGGUUGGAAAACGGCCAGCAAGUGUCUUACGACUCGCUCGAACGUCAUGGGCGUACCGGGACGGGUGAAGGUGCCACUGCGGGCCGAUUAUAACCCGAACGGGCCACCGAUACAGAUCCAUCCGCGCCCGAACGCUGCGGCUGCGGCCGUACCAGUGCAGCACAGCACCCAACCACUGAACUGCAAAAUAUGUCACUCGACCGGAAACUACGAGGAGUGUUUGCGCAGCCCGUCCGCCCCGUGCACGGCCUCGCUCGUCAACACGUCCCACCUGUUCCUGUCGUCCUCCAAUCCGACCCUGCGCAACGUAUCGUACUCCGGCCCAGUGCCGGAGUUCCAGUGCUUCCAGGUGAACUACACGGUGGGUGUGAUGUGGCACUACCAGAUGGGCUGCACGUACGCGACGACUAAAAUCUGCGAAGGUUGGAAAACGGCCAGCAAGUGUCGUACGACACUCUCGAACGUCAUGGGCGUACCGGGACGGGUGAAGGUGCCACUGCGGGCCGAUUAUAACCCGAACGGGCCACCGAUACAGAUCCAUCCGCGGCUGAACGGUGCCGCUGCCGCCGUACCAGUGCAGCGCAGCAGCAAGUCGGUCGCUUCCGGACGAAGUGCCAUCGAAUGUUUGUUCCUUUCGCUGGUGUUCGGUUGGGUGGCAACAACGCUGCUACGAUACUGAGGGAGGGCGAUGGUAGUUGAAAUAAAGUUUUAAGAAUUAUGCUGUAUGCCCGAAGAACGGUGCUUUUCCCCCCGUUUUUCUGUGAACAA
Molecule: messenger RNA, 1433 nt
Organism: Anopheles arabiensis
Lineage: Eukaryota; Metazoa; Arthropoda; Insecta; Diptera; Culicidae
Exons: 2
Coding region: 310-1344 (344 amino acids)
Source: RefSeq, a predicted model, not a curated record